AUGGCGGCGCCGGUUCAAGAGGGCGAAGUGGUAGCGGGAUUCCUCGAGCACGGCUCGGUGGAGGCGUUCGGGCGCGGUCUUGUCGGCCGUCUGGCCAGCGCCGCGGCUGUCGCCAAUGAGCUGCCCGAGGGGGAUGAUUUCAACUUCCUAUCGACCGCGUCAUUUGCAGGACCCGAUUCGUUCCGCCCCACGAUGCGCAAGAUGCAGAAUCGGCUUCUCAGGCUGGCCCAGGAAUUAAUCAACCACGAGCUGCCCCGCAAUCCCCCGCGCGUGGACGAUCCCACCGAUCCCGAAGAUGUCACGGAUCGAUUCGAGGCCGUUGUCGAUUCUACAGAUCUUCUCCUCGAGAAAGUGGACAACUUCGCCGACGAGGCCCGCGGCCAGAGCAAUCGCCCCAAGGUCGUCGUCAGCACCACCACCACACAAGAGAAGGGAAGGGACUUUCAUCUGUUUCACGGCAGCAACGUGCUGCGGCCGCAGCUUCAGUUCAAGGACCCCGUGGACAACACCCACACGCCGUGGAUGCCCGUCCCCUAUCGCAACGGCCAGCGGCCCACCCCCGCCCCUCCUUCGGCGCUGCCAAAGGACCUCGAGACUCACAUGUCGACGCAGCUCGGCAUCACUCUCCCCGAGGAGUCGUUCUCAAUGUACCCGCACCCGUUCUACGAGCAGCUGGCCAACCUCGAGUACCUGCCCUCGCAGCUGGGCUCCUGCAUCGAGCAGCCCUUCCAGCCCCUCGAAAACAUCCCCUUCACCUUUACGCCGGACAUCAUCAAUCAGGUGGCGACGGUGAAGGACCUGAAGGACGUGGCCCAGAAGCUCGACGCCCAGACCGAGUUCGCGGUGGACUUGGAGCACCACUCCUAUCGCACCUUCCAGGGCUUCACGUGCCUCAUGCAGAUCUCCACCCGCACAGAGGACUUCAUUGUGGACACGUUGGCGCUGCGGGAGCACAUGCACCUCCUGAGCAGCUCCUUCCACGACGCCAACAUCGUCAAGGUGUUCCACGGCAGCGACAGCGAUAUCAUGUGGCUCCAGCGCGACUUUGGCCUCUACGUCAUCAACAUGUUCGACACCGGCCAGGCUUGCCGCGUGCUCGAGUACCCGUCGUUCUCGCUGGCCUACCUGCUGCGCCACCACUGCGGGGUGCUGGCCGACAAGAAGUACCAGCUCGCCGACUGGCGCAUCCGCCCGCUGCCCGAGGAGAUGCUCAAGUACGCGCGCGAGGACACCCACUACCUCCUCUUCAUCUACGACAAGCUGCGGAACGAGCUGAUCGGGCGUGCGAACAUGUCGAACAAUCUGAUCCUGGCGGUGCUCAACCGCAGCAGGGAGCUGUGCCUGCUGCAGUACGAGAAGCCCCUGUGGACGCCCACCAGCCACCUCUCCCUCUACAACCGAUUCAACUACGUCUUCAACGAACAGCAGAUGCGCGUCUUCGCCGCCGUCUACAAAUGGCGCGACACCGUCGCUCGUGAAGAGGACGAGUCGUAUCGGUAUGUGCUGCCCAAUCACAUGCUGUUCCACAUCGCCGAGCUGGUGCCGACGUCGGUCCCGGCCCUGCUGGCGUGCUGCAACCCGGUGCCCCCGCUCGUCCGCAUCAACGCCGAGAUCCUGGUCGACGUCAUCACCGCCGCCCGCGCCGAGCCCUCCCUCAGCGAAGGAGGUGUGACGCCGCGAUGGGAGACGUCGUACCGGCCGCUCAUGGCGCCCACGCACCAGCGGAUGGGUCCCUCGGCGCACCAGACGGCCGCCGACCAGCAGCAGCCCCCGAUUGCGCAGGCCCAGCCUGCGGCCGUGUCAGCGCAGUCGGCGGCCGUCGCCGCCACGCCCGACCGGCGCGACACUACGAGCCCCACGCUCUCCAAAGACGAGCUCUACUCCACCGCCGGCUGGACGUCGCCCCGGAGCUCCCGUGCGGCCGUGUGCUCGCCCGUCAACAAGAACUAUCGCACGAUGAUCCCGCGGGCGGGGAGCAGCCUCUACAGCACGCUCGCCGACGCGUCGGACUCGGACGACUCGGACGAGGACAAGAAGACCGCCAUGCUCAUCGCCUCCUCCAUCUCCACCCAGGGCCUCCUCCCCUGGCAUGAGGUGAUGGCGCCGGAGGCGGAGAGCGCGGCGGCGGCCGGCGGGGCAAAGGCUGCGGCGACGACGGCGGCGGAUCCGGCGAUGGCGGACGUGCCGCGGUCGAUGCAGGAGAUCUACGAGAUUUCGAACAAAAACCGAAAGCGCAACAAGGAGAAGCGGAAGCUCAAGGAGACCUCCAAGGAGACCGCCGCCGAGCCCUUCUCGCCCGUCAAGUUCUCCACCUCCGACGAAUCCUUCGACGGCGCCGAAAACGACACCAUGCAAGGUGGUCGGAAGAAGCAGAAGCCGAACGAUCUGAACGACGAGGAGUUCAUGAAGUCGAUCGGGUGGGCCUCGGAGGAGGACGCCCGGCAGGCGCGGGAGGCGGCCAGCGCGCCGGCCCCAUUCGACUACGCGGCCGCCCCGGCCCCGUUCAGCCAGGCCCAGCCGCAGCCGCCGUCGCAGGAGGCCUCCGACCACACCUUUGCCCCGCGCGGCUCCCGCAACGCCGCAUCGUCGUCGUCGGGCGGACGCAACCAGCAGCAGCGCCCGGCGCAGGCCUCGCAGCAGGCGCCCUUCGAUCCCCACGCCAACCUCAACAGCAUCAGCGGACCACGAGGCGGGGGGCGCGGACGGUUCCAGCGCAAGGACCGAAGCAAGACGCAGACCUUUGGCGCUGCCCGAGGCGGCGAGAACCGAGGCCAGUGGCCCCGAAGAUAG
Messenger RNA from Acanthamoeba castellanii str. Neff, 2790 nucleotides. Its product is annotated as 3'5' exonuclease domain containing protein. NCBI's taxonomy places the organism in Eukaryota, Discosea, Longamoebia, Acanthamoebidae. Gene Ontology annotation, biological process: exonucleolytic trimming to generate mature 3'-end of 5.8S rRNA from tricistronic rRNA transcript (SSU-rRNA, 5.8S rRNA, LSU-rRNA); nuclear polyadenylation-dependent snRNA catabolic process; nuclear polyadenylation-dependent snoRNA catabolic process. Gene Ontology annotation, cellular component: nuclear exosome (RNase complex); nucleolus. Gene Ontology annotation, molecular function: 3'-5'-RNA exonuclease activity; nucleotide binding; nucleic acid binding. The transcript is spliced from 16 exons. Bases 1 to 2790 code for a protein of 929 amino acids. The record is from RefSeq and is a predicted model, not a curated record.